Sardina pilchardus (European sardine) is the source of this 657-nucleotide messenger RNA. RefSeq names its product B-type lectin plumieribetin-like. Lineage: Eukaryota; Metazoa; Chordata; Actinopteri; Clupeiformes; Clupeidae. The transcript has 4 exons. The record is from RefSeq and is a predicted model, not a curated record. The coding region runs from base 180 to 536 and encodes 118 amino acids.
CAAUAAUAGUUACUACAGCUGUUAAAAUGUAGCAAAGGAGAGGUUACAAUUCUGCCAUCAGACUAGCAAGCCUCCUCCUCUGCCCUCGGCCUAUAAAUGGGGAUGUCGCUGGCCCAACAUCACUUCACCUGGAGCCACAGCCACAGCAGACGAUCCACUGAAGCACAUCCAGCCUAAUCAUGAGCAGGAACUACAUGUCCAAGUUUGAUGAGCUCCGCAAGGGAGACUACCUCUGGUCCAACAACCAUGAGUGGAAAGCCGUUUUCCAGGACGAUGGCAACUUUGUGAUCUACGGCUGGAGGCAGAUGUGGUCGUCUGACACGGCUGGCCAGAGGGACGCCCACCGCCUCUGCAUGCAGGACGACUGCAACUUCGCCAUGUACAAGCGUGACAACAAGAUGAUGUGGCAGACCAAGACCCAGGCGUCCGGUGGCUUCAAGAUGUGCCGCAUGUACCUCCGCAAUGACGGCAACCUGGUGAUUGAGAGGGAUGGAGAGGAGGUGUGGAACUCCUCCCAGUCCAAGGGAUCCAAGUGAGGAUGCCGUCUCCUGUUACAGGGUGUUGGCACAGACAACAGUGCACUCUAUGUACACAUGCGGAGUCACAUGCCGUGUUUAUUAAUCAGUACGUUCAGUAAAAAGCAAACUGCAAACAUGA